ACUCUGUCAAAGAAGGAGGAGCACAUCAGGCAAUGCUUUGAAGACCAGCUCCACAUGAAGAAGUGUCAGAUUUACUUAAGAAGAAAUUCCUUUCUGUGGAGUGGAAGUGGAUAUAUGAGAAAGAUCUGCUUGCUUCAAUGUGUUUGACAGAGGAGUUUGGUGUUUUCCAUUGCCAAAGACAUACCAGAUGACCAUCCCUGUGUCAACAGUUAGUCAGAGCAAAGCUAAGUUGCAGGUAAAGUGUCUGUGUGUGCUUGUGUUCCUGAGCUUCCCCCUUUCAAUGGCCGAGGUCCCUGGUCCCUGCAGACACUCAAUCACUAGGGAACACCUGCUGAUAGUCAGGCAACUGAUGGACAACCAGCUGAGAAGUGGGUGUUCAAUAACCUACACAUUCACAGAACGGAGAACUUUGAGCAAAUGUUGCUUUGUAAAAGCUGCAUUGCCCUGGAUACUGGAGCUGCUCACCACUCACUUCAAGUACAAUCGAGGCUCAGUAAAUGACGGCUAUGUUCAGUCCUUGAGGGCGCUCAUUCUCAACGUGUAUUCGCAGAGUUGUGUGCCUCAGAUUAAUGAAGAGGUGGAGGAUAAGCCAGAGAGCUUUGAGACGGUCUACCGGGGGUCUCCGAUGGAAGCUUUGCAGAGAGUAUCAGAGGUGUUGUCCAUUUACUGGGAACUGGUGACAACCAGUGACUCACCAGUUGACUGGAGAUGCCAGCAGGAAUAUUCAGAUAGCUUCAGCUCCAUGACAGAGCUACCCGCAGAGUCGACCACGCAAUAUUUUACAGACAGUUAUGAUUGGAACUCAGUGAAGGCUUCGCACAGAAGACCAGACAAAGAUGUGUACAAGCUUGGCCUCAUCGUCGUUUCUAUCUGCGGAGGACUGCUGCUCAUACUUUCUCUCUACUGUCUCAUCGUCCACAAGAAAAUUUACUCCCAUCAUGGAUCAAGGUUAGACACAAACUCAAACAUUGAACCACAGGAUGUAGAGAUGGAAGCACAGUAAUGGAUUGAGGACUUCACCACUACAUCAGAAGACAGAGUACUUGGGACGCUGUACAUGUUUUCCUGUAUGUGUUAUGUAUUCAGCUUACCAGUUUAAUCAGAAGCUUAGCUUUGACCAAAAACAAAGAUAGGUGUUUUUUGGAGCUGUUUAUAUUGAGCAUUACAUAUUACAGGUGUCUUUUCAGGUUAACUAAUUCCUUUCAUUUUUUUGUUUUAGUUUACUGUAGUCAAUUUUUUUCUCUGUUUGUGUCCCAUUAGCCAAGUGUUCUUGAUGUUGUUCCCAUAAGUUAUUUAUUUCUUUUCAAUCACUGUAAUAAGAAUUAAGAAAACAAAACUAUCAGUAAUAACCCAGAUAUUGAUUCAUUCCAUGCUGUGAGCUACCAGUCAUAUCCAAAAUCCAAUGAUUUUAUUAAAGGAUCUGCAUAACUUCACAGGCUGCAUCUUUUCUGGAAAGCACUUAAGUCUCAAUAAGCAAUCAUCUAAUGCUGUUCAGUGUAAAACCAUCUUUUCAUGUCUGUUUUAACCAAGUUCUCACUAAAGAUUUGUUUAUCAAACUUUAUCGCCAUACCGGACUGCUGUGCAGAUUCAACAUAAACCCUGGUCAAUAAAGUGUUAUUGAUCACGUCCUCUGAGUUGUUCCUACUGGCAGAGAAUGGAGGAAUGAAUGAAAUAUGCACACAUUAUUCUCUGUGACAGCUUUCCAAGGAAUGUAUGUAGAUCUAUUAAUGUCAUGACUUUCACUCAUGUUCACCAAUUGAUGGUCACGCCUUGUGUUUUAUAACAUCAAAUUGCAUAACGUCUGAGUUUGGUAAGAACUGGACUGUUUUCCAUAAAGUGAAACCUUUGUUUGUGUCUCAGAGGAGCACAUCAGUAAAAACUGUGAAAAGAUUUCCACAUGUGAUCAAGUGCAUGUGUGUUGGCUUUCCUUUUGUAUUUUAAGAAUCUGUGUAGGAAGCAGAGGAGGGUGGGAGAAGAAAAAUAACACACCCUCUGCAGCACCAUGUGUAACCUGCAAUAUAACAUGAUAUCCAACACACCAA
Messenger RNA from Girardinichthys multiradiatus, 2042 nucleotides. It is a transcript of the gene csf1b, whose product is annotated as colony stimulating factor 1b (macrophage). Gene Ontology annotation, molecular function: cytokine activity; growth factor activity. The record is from RefSeq and is a predicted model, not a curated record. Gene Ontology annotation, cellular component: membrane. The transcript is spliced from 9 exons. NCBI's taxonomy places the organism in Eukaryota, Metazoa, Chordata, Actinopteri, Cyprinodontiformes, Goodeidae. Bases 188 to 1003 code for a protein of 271 amino acids.